AUGUCGAAGCAAGAUCCCGCUGAGCAGGUUCGCUUCCUUGUGUCCUGCAUUGGCCAUACCACCAAUGGUCGACCUGAUUUUACUCUUGUUGCCCAAGAGCUCGGAAUUGUUUCCAAGGCUGCUGCCCAGAAGAGAUAUGAGCGAAUGCUCAAAGCCAAUGGGGUGAACGCUUCCAAGCCGGCUGCUAAAUCCGGCGCUGAUGAUGAAAAUACCCCCGUUUCCACCCCGGUGAAGCGCAAGCCUGCUGGAGGUGAUGGCGGCAGCGCCAAGAAGAAGGCCAAGGCUACCAAGAAGGAAGAAAGCGACGAUGACAUCAAGGACACGAAGCUGGCUCCCAAGACUCGCGCUUCCAGGGCUGACAAGGCUGUCAAGAAGGAGCCCAAGAAGGAGCCAAAGGAAGAGUACGACUCUUCCCUCUCUGGUACGUUGCUCCUAUGA
Trichoderma virens Gv29-8 is the source of this 438-nucleotide messenger RNA. RefSeq lists its product as uncharacterized. Lineage: Eukaryota; Fungi; Ascomycota; Sordariomycetes; Hypocreales; Hypocreaceae. The record is from RefSeq and is a predicted model, not a curated record. The transcript is spliced from 3 exons. The coding region runs from base 1 to 438 and encodes 145 amino acids.